Messenger RNA from Pezoporus flaviventris, 486 nucleotides. RefSeq names its product interleukin-34-like. Gene Ontology annotation, molecular function: macrophage colony-stimulating factor receptor binding; cytokine activity. NCBI's taxonomy places the organism in Eukaryota, Metazoa, Chordata, Aves, Psittaciformes, Psittacidae. Gene Ontology annotation, biological process: positive regulation of cell population proliferation; positive regulation of monocyte differentiation; positive regulation of macrophage differentiation. The record is from RefSeq and is a predicted model, not a curated record. The transcript is spliced from 3 exons. The coding region runs from base 1 to 486 and encodes 161 amino acids.
AUGCAGCAGGGCUAUGCGGCCGUCCUGUGCCCUCCAACAUCACCCACCUGGCAAGACAGUGGCAGGGGAUGGCCCCAUGAUGGGGACACUCCAGCAGCCCGCAGGGGCUCACUUGGGCCACCCUCUUGCCCCCAGCGCAACAGGACAGUGUCAGAGGUGGCACUACAGUAUCUCUGGUUCCAUGUCAGCUCCCAGGCUGUUCUGAGGAUCCAUGAGGUGCUGCUGGAGAAGCACCCAUCCUGGAAGUACACACAGGAGCUCUGCCAGCUCUUGGAUGCCCUGGGCAAGGAGUACAGCAAGUACUGGCAGACGGACGUGGAGGUAGUGGUGGCUGACCUGGUGAAACUGAUUCACAGUGCAGGCAUGGAGAGCCGGAGGAAGGCAGUACGCCCCAAGGCACUGCUGGACAACUGCCUCAAGGUCAUGUGGAUGCUUUACAGGGCACCCUGUGAGUGGGGACCCCGGGGGGAUGACACAGACCUAUAG